AUGACAGAAAAUCAGAGGAUACAUCCAGUUGUGGACAUGGAAGCACCACCAGCACCAGCACCAGCACCAGCACCAACACGUCCAUUAGUGCCACGAGUCUCGUUUAAAUCAGAAAAAGGCGAUCCAUCGCAGCUUCAACAGCCAAUAACUAACCAGCCAUUUACACGUACUGUUCCUGUAAUGUAUCCAAGACCACAUAAUAAGAAGAGAAGUUGCUUUUGCAAAUGCAUUUGCUGGACAAUUAGCCUUAUCAUACUCCUACUUAUCAUUAUUGCAGCAAUUGGUGGCAUUCUUUACCUUGUUUUCAAACCAAAGAUACCUCAGUACUCUGUGGAUAACCUCAGAAUAUCAGACUUAAGGCUCAAUUUUGACAUGAGCUUAUAUGCUAGAUUUAAUGUAAGAAUCACCGCUGUCAAUCCCAACAAGAAAAUUGGUAUCUACUAUGAGAAAGGAAGUCGUUUGAGCGUGUGGUACAAGAAUACACAGCUAUGUCAAGGGUCUAUUCCAAAGUUCUAUCAAGGUCAUCAGAAUAAAACAGUACUCGAUGUGGCCUUAACUGGGCAAUCACAGUAUGGUAAUACAUUGAUGUCUGCAAUUCAAGAGGCAGCACAAACUGGAAGAAUACCAUUAGAUCUUAAGAUUAAAGUUCCAGUUAGUGUUAAACUUGGGAAGCUUAAGUUAAGAAAGGUGAAGAUAUUGGGAGAUUGCUUGCUGAUUGUUGACAGCCUCUCUGCUAAUAGUUUGGUCCGAAUUAAGGCCAGUACUUGUAAGUUUGGAUUGAAGCUCUAA
Nicotiana tabacum (common tobacco) is the source of this 789-nucleotide messenger RNA. Its product is annotated as NDR1/HIN1-like protein 6. Gene Ontology annotation, biological process: defense response to other organism. NCBI's taxonomy places the organism in Eukaryota, Viridiplantae, Streptophyta, Magnoliopsida, Solanales, Solanaceae. Gene Ontology annotation, cellular component: plasma membrane. The record is from RefSeq and is a predicted model, not a curated record.